Molecule: messenger RNA, 978 nt
Organism: Penicillium antarcticum
Lineage: Eukaryota; Fungi; Ascomycota; Eurotiomycetes; Eurotiales; Aspergillaceae
Product: aldo/keto reductase family protein
Exons: 2
Coding region: 1-978 (325 amino acids)
Source: RefSeq, a predicted model, not a curated record
AUGGAUGACCCUGGAUACGUCUUUGGUGCCCAGAGCUUUGGUACCACCUGGUUCAGUGGUAAUAUCGAUCAGCUCAUGUCGGCCCUCAAAGAUGCCGAUAUUCGUCGCUUCGACACUGCUGCCCUCUACCCAGCUACCAAUCCAGGUGUCUCUGAGGAGUUACUCGGCGAGUACAAGCCCGAGGACGCCAUAAUCGACACCAAGAUUCUGUUCCUCGGAGAUGGCUCCCUCUCCAUAAAGAACAUGGGCAAAUCGAUCAACGAUAGUCUUGACAGACUCCAGAUCAAGAAGAUCCACAACCUCUACGCCCACGCUCCAGACCGCACAAUUCCCAUCGCCGAGCAAGCCGCCUAUUUCGACCACUACCACAAGAUGGGUCUUUUUGAGAAUCUUGGCCUGUCAAACUACACCCCAGCAAUGGUUCGCACAUGGAUGGAAGUUGCAAUCGAAGAAGGCUUCAUCAUGCCAACCGUCUACCAGGGCCAAUAUAACGCACUCUGCCGCGGCUACGAAGACGCACUCUUCCCUGUCCUCCGCGAAUUCGGCAUUAAAUUCGAAGCUACCUCGCCCUUGGCUGGUGGCUUCCUGACCGGCAAGCUAUCUUACCACCCGACCUUGCAGAGUCUUGAAGGGACCCGGUUCGAGGUUGGCGAGGGCAACAUGGUUGGCGCGCUUUACCGUAUGUGGUAUGAUCAGCCUGCAUACCAUGAUGCUAUGCGUGAGCUGGAUGCUAUGGCUAAGGAGCAUAGAACGUCUGGGGCUCAGUUUGCUUUGCGCUGGUUGCUGUUCCAUUCUCAGUUGAAGAGUCCUGAUGAGGUUGUUAUUGGCCCGAGCCACUUUGAGCAGUUAAAGACUUAUCUCGAUGCUCGUGAGGCGGGACCGCUUCCUGAAGAUAACGUUGAGAAGAUUGAUGGGCUUUUUUCGCCUCUCCGGGAUUUGUCUAAGACUAUCAUUGAGAAGGGAUGGUGGGCUCUGUGA